This is a messenger RNA of Triticum turgidum subsp. durum (durum wheat), 444 nucleotides long. Lineage: Eukaryota; Viridiplantae; Streptophyta; Magnoliopsida; Poales; Poaceae. The record is from the annotation of a GenBank genome assembly.
AUGGCUCCAGGUUCACCUACCCUUGCUCUCAAAGUGGCCACCAUUGCUACCAUGCUUGCCAUGGUGAUCCUUCCAUCCGUGGGGAGCUCCCCGUCGCUGGGCCAAGAAGAACUAGUAACGACCCCGGCACCAGCAUCGGGUCCGGUGCAGGCGAUGCGGUGCAGCGAGUGUGGCCCACACUGCACAGAGAUGUGCAGAGUCUCUGUUCCCCCGAUGUGCCGCAAGUACUGCAAAGUCCCCAGCUGCCAGGACUGCCGGUCUUGCGCGAUCGGCAAGUGCAGGGCCGGUUGCACCACUGGUAGCUGCAACUGCGACGGCGAGGCGACCCGGUCAUGCUAUGGCUCUUGCUCUGGCAGUUCUUCGUGCGCGGACUGCAUGAGGCUAACUAGUGAGCAGUGCACGAGUGAAUGCAACGGCAAGUGCGCCACCACCUGUACGAACUAA